Molecule: messenger RNA, 1527 nt
Organism: Geosmithia morbida
Lineage: Eukaryota; Fungi; Ascomycota; Sordariomycetes; Hypocreales; Bionectriaceae
Product: STAM-binding protein
Exons: 2
Coding region: 1-1527 (508 amino acids)
Biological process (GO): protein K63-linked deubiquitination
Cellular component (GO): endosome; membrane
Molecular function (GO): metal-dependent deubiquitinase activity; K63-linked deubiquitinase activity; protein binding
Source: RefSeq, a predicted model, not a curated record
AUGGACGCACGCCCAUCGAUGCGACCGUCGAAGCCGCCAACGGUGGCCGAACUGGCUGCCCAAGGCGAGAACUUCGCUUUCAACACAAAUAUAUCGCUCAAACACUGGAUGAGGACCGCAGAAACUCUAUAUCAAGAGGCCAACUUUGCACUCUCCGACGGCGACUAUGGUAGAGCUUACGUGAUGCUCUACCGCCACUCCGUUCUUGUUCUGAAGUGCCUACCGAAACAUCCUCAAUACCGAGACCCCGAGACUCGCCAGGCGUGUCGCUCUCUCUCCAAGCGGGUCAACCGAGUCCUUGAUGACAUAGCUCAGCUGAAGCCGUUAAUCGAACAGUCCGUCAAGGAGUGGGAGCGCAUGAAGCCUACAGAUAAGUUACAAGAGCCCCGGAAGAGUGACGCUUCUCUUAGUUACGCCGACUUUGCUGCGCGAGAUCCAACACUAAGCGGCAACGCCAAGAUACUUGACGCCUCAGAGCACCAAGACUUAGCUGUUGAUCUUGCCCAAAAGGAGCUCAGGAGGAGAGACAUUGUCCGGCACGCAUCAAGGCAUGAGGCAACACAGUCGAAUGGAAGCCUGGUUGUGGGGAAUGGGGACCAUAUAAACGCUGGUCCAGAUGCUGAUCUGCGGAGCCAAAUGGAGAUGGCUCGGAGGAAUCUCGAUUCACCCGGUAGCUGGAACCAAGGGGACUCGGGUGCCUCUGGACCAAAGGGCUACUCAUCCAAUUUUGUUUCCCAGAGCUACAACUAUCCACUAGUUUCCAGAUCUCAACCGGUGGCCUGCGAGGGGACGACAUCACAAUCACAAGACUCGGCUGGGCCGGCGCCUCCCCAGCCGGACAGACCACCCAAGGAACCAACAUACAGCCUUUACCGAGAAGGCCAGCAAGGACCGCCUCGGAUCCCACAGAAGGUCCAGCUAGAGAGCUACGAGUCUCUGGUCCCGUCGUCUGCACAGCAAGAACCGCACUACCAAGCUCCUAUGCUACCGCCCAAGACCUCCAGCGAUUUCACACCGGCUGCACACAAGAAGGAGCGCCUCACGUUUAAGCCGGGUGCAUAUCUCGAGAACGGGGAUCCUAUACGAUCUAUAUUUCUCCCACGGGGUAUCCGGGAGUCCUUCCUGGAUAUCGCUGCCCCAAACACCCGAGCUGGUAUAGAAAUGUGCGGCAUACUCUGUGGCACACCCAUCAACAAUGCCUUGUUUGUGCGGUGCCUCCUGAUCCCUGACCAAACUUGCACACCGGAUACGUGCGAGACGGAGAAUGAGUCAGCCAUGUUUGACUAUUGCGAUCGUGAAGACCUUCUCGUUAUUGGGUGGAUUCAUACGCAUCCGACACAAACGUGCUUCAUGAGCUCGCGCGACUUGCAUACUCAGGCGGGGUAUCAGAUUAUGAUGCCCGAGAGUGUGGCCGUCGUGUGCUCUCCAAAGUUUUCACCAAGGUGUGUCUUUUUUGAAAUGUUCCCCCCAGAGGACAGUAAGACAGAAGCUAAUGCGCCACGUACAGUUACGGCAUAUUUCGUCUAA